Molecule: messenger RNA, 2275 nt
Organism: Lathyrus oleraceus (garden pea)
Lineage: Eukaryota; Viridiplantae; Streptophyta; Magnoliopsida; Fabales; Fabaceae
Product: aldehyde oxidase GLOX
Exons: 1
Coding region: 238-2019 (593 amino acids)
Source: RefSeq, a predicted model, not a curated record
CAAAGAAAUCUCUAUAUGCAAUGGCAGCCCCAUAAAACCCAAAUAUUGUAUGUCAUCUGAAAACUUCAUAUCCAUGGUGUCUUAACUUUUUCCCUCCACAAACUACUAGGUACUACUGUACCAUUCAUCUUCUAUUAAUUACUCACCCAACCAACCUUUUCACACUAAAUACAACACUCUCGUGUUCACGCUUUAGCCAAAUAAACACUCAUCUCUUGUUACCAAACCAAACCAUUCAUGGCGUUCAAGAUCAAGAACGCACAUUCUUUCCUCCUCCACCACCACCUCAUUACAACAAUCAUCACCAUUAUCAUCAUCAUCUUUAACAAAUCCCAAACCACUACCGCAACCCUCAUCACACCACUACAAAACUUCACAACGAUGAACUCAUUGGGUGGCCGUGGCCACUGGAUUCAGCUCCAAAGAUCCAUAGGAAUCUCAGCCAUGCACAUGCAAGUAAUGAAAGACAACAAAGUUGUCAUCUUCGACAGAACCGACUUCGGCCCUUCCAAUAUCUCCCUCACAAACAACCGCUGCCGUUACGACCCACGUGACAUGGCUCUCAAAAUCGACUGCACUGCACACUCAAUCCUCUACGACCUAACCACCGACACUUUCCGUCCUUUAACUCUUCAAACAGACGCUUGGUGCUCCUCCGGCGCCGUCAACCCUAACGGUACGUUAAUCCAAACCGGCGGCUUCAAUGACGGUUACACCAAACUUAGAACAUUCACUCCAUGUCCGAAAAACAAUGACUGCGAUUGGGAAGAGCUUCCUCAGAAUCUUUCUUCCAGUCGUUGGUAUGCUUCGAACCAGAUUCUCCCAGACGGUAGAAUCAUCGUCGUUGGUGGUCGUUCAUCUUUUUCAUACGAGUUUGUUCCGAAGAGUUUAAACGACCCGUCGUUUCACUUUUUCAGAUUCUUGCAAAUCACGCGUGAUUCAAAUCCCGGUGAAGAGAACAAUCUUUAUCCAUUCUUGCAUCUUUUACCCGACGGAAACCUCUUCAUCUUCGCUAACCGCCGUUCGAUUCUGUUUGAUUAUACUCAUAACAGGGUAAUAAGGGAAUUUCCGAUUAUACCUGGAGAAGAAAAGAGAAACUAUCCAAGUACAGGUUCUUCCGUUAUGCUGCCGUUGAAUUUAACGGGAAGUGAAAAUGGUUUAAUCGAGGUUGAAAUUAUGGUUUGCGGCGGCGCGUAUCCCGGCGCGUUUGAUUAUGCUAAAAAACAGCAAGUAUUUCUAGAAGCUUCUGAUAGUUGCGGGAGAAUGAAGGUUACUGAUUCUGAACCGGAAUGGGUUAUGGAGUUUAUGCCGACGCCACGUGUCAUGCCGGAUAUGCUUUUGUUACCGACGGGAAAUGUUAUUAUUUUAAACGGUGCGGCCAAUGGUACAGCGGGUUGGGAAAACGCGGCGAACCCGGUUUUGCAUCCGGUUUUGUAUCGACCCGGUUUAGUAGACUCGGUUUUGAGGUUUCAGUUGCUAGCUCCGGCGAGUACUCCGAGAAUGUAUCAUUCUUCAGCUGUUUUGUUGCCAGAUGGCAGGAUUUUAGUGGGUGGAAGUAAUCCACAUAGAGGUUAUGAUUUUCUGGCUUACCCGUACCCGACUGAGUUGAGUUUGGAUAUUUAUAACCCGGAUUAUCUUGGGCCGGAGAUGGAUCCAUUGCGGCCCGGUAUUAUUACGGUGGAGGUUGUGAAUCAUACUGUGGAGUAUGGGAGUUUGUUUACGGUGUCGUUUUCGUUGAAGGAGGUUCGUGAUGUUAGUGGGAUUCGGUUUUCGUUGGUGGCGCCGUCGUUUACUACACACUCGUUUGCGAUGAAUCAGCGGGUUUUGUUUUUGGAAGUGAAGGCGUUGGAAGAGGUUGGGAAUUCUAGUCCCGAAAGCCCACAAGGCCCGGUGAAGUCUGUUUAUAAGGCUAUGGUACGUGGGCCCGGUUCGUUCACAGUGGCCCCACCUGGGUAUUAUAUGCUUUAUGUUGUUCAUGCUGGAGUUCCUAGUGUUGCUAAAUGGGUUCAUAUUCGUUGAAUAUGGUUAUUUUUAGGUUUUUUUAAUGCGAAAAAAAAAAUUAUUUGAGACCAGGAAAAUGAGAGUAGAAGAUGGGUUUUUGAAAAUAAAAUUCAAGCCUGGGAAAAGAGUCAUUUAUUUGUUCAUUCAUGGCUACUUUGAGGCUUUGGCCUGUUGUACAUUUUUUAACUCCUGCUUUGAUUUUAUAAUGGGAGAUUGUCCAUUCUAUUUAAGUUGUCAAGCAAUUUUAGUAACUUUUAAUUAUGGUUGAGUUUUU